Molecule: messenger RNA, 228 nt
Organism: Neurospora tetrasperma FGSC 2508
Lineage: Eukaryota; Fungi; Ascomycota; Sordariomycetes; Sordariales; Sordariaceae
Exons: 1
Source: RefSeq, a predicted model, not a curated record
AGAAAAAAGUUAUUAGUAUUAAAAAAAACGUUUAAAAACCUCCUUAAUAAAGGGUAUAUCCGGACGAGUAAUUUAGAAGUUAGAGCCCUGGUUCUAUUUAUAUAUAAACUAAGAGGCGGACUUCGCUUUUAUUAUAAUUAUAAAGUAUUAAAUACUAUUACCUAUAUAGAUUGCUACCCCCUCCUUCUAAUCUGUAAAACCUUUAGAAUUUUAAAAGGAAUGAAAUAA